UCACGGACUAACAACAUCGUGUUUUGCUUGGUAUCUCGGCGAGUUCGGGGGCGGCAGGACUUUGACUUCCGCCCCGCAGUAUUGGCGGGACGGCGCGGCGGUUACCCGUCGGCCCUUGCGCGGGCGGGAACGGCCGGCCGCCAUUUGGUGCGUCGACAGCGCGAAGAUGGAGACUUCGGGCAGCAAGUCGCCGGCAGUGGCUGUGCUACUCUUCUGUUGAAUUAUCAGGUGUCUGUAGAAGUGGAAGUUGCUGUACUUUUCAUCACACAAGCUCACAAUGGCAGGAAGGUGGAGUUUGAAGGCUAACGAGAGGAGCAGGCUGUGUGGAAUAGCCCACAUCUUCAACAGGCAGUGGUCUACGGAGGGAGGGCUGCUUUCUGUCUGGAUUCACAAAGUAAAGGAAAAUGUAACUGCUGGAUUGAAAGACUGCUGACUUCUCAACAGCCUGGGUGUUCAUACAGAUUAAUUUUUUGACUGAACAGUUAACAUUUUAUGAAGUCAAAUAUCGGUUCUGGUCUCUGGAUUUGCCUUGUGAUUUAUAGCCUGUGGUUGGAGACUAGUAUCACUGUACUGUGUCAGUUCCCUUGCAUUGGAACACAAGCCUGUGGUAGUGCAAGUCGGGUGAUUGUUUACCAUGGCAAAGUGGUUCAAGGACUUCCAGCUGAGCUUAAAGACCCGACCGAAGCCAGAGGGCACUGGGGUAACCCGGAGUGGGGCAGACUCUGAGGGAACAAACAGGAAUCGGCGUGCCACCCAGAGCGAGGUGACCCCGCGGGGAGUUGGCAGAGAGAUAAAAGGAGCUGCAGAGAGAGGGCAUGGAGAGUCGGGGCUGGGGAAACUCGGAAAAGCGGUAAGUGCUGGCAUACAAGGAAAAUCUACCAGCCUUCAAGGAAAGACUGUUGGCACCACUCUUUUACGAGGGAAAACUGAAGCAAAUAAAGGCCCUGCUCAGGGAAAAAAUCCCACAGGACUGAUUAAAAAUGGAUUAACUAUAAAGAAGGAUAAUGGGAAACCAAUCAAAGGUUCUGGGGAGAAUGGGAAUGGUAUCCCUGGAAAAAACAUCAAAAAUUCCCUUGUGGAUACUGGGAGUGGUGAUGAAGCUGGAAAGCCGGUCAAAAAUCCAUCGUUAAAACGGGGACAAAAUGCCAGCAAACCAGGACAAAGUUUUUCUGGGAAGCUCAGUUUAAAUCCAGGGAAAAUUACAGGGAAGAGCCCAGCCAAAACCGAAUUGAAAACUGAUCCAAUAACUGGGAAACCAGACUCAAAAACUGGAAAGGCCGAUGUAAAAGUGGGGAAAACUGAUAUAAAAAGUGGGAAACCUGACCUGAAGUUAAAGAAGGCAGAUUUAAAAACAGGAAAGCCAGAAACAAAAACUGCAAAGACCCCUGAUUUGAAAACUGGAAAAACUGACCUGAAACCAAGCAAAACAACUGGCCAAAAUCCUGGGAAAACUGGAUUGAAUCUUGGAAAAAUAACAGGGACCAACCCUGGGAAAAAUGGAUUGAAAUCUGGGAAAACAGGACAAAGCCUAGGGAAAACAGGACUGAAUCUUGGAAAAAUAACAGGGACAAAACCCGGAAAAUCAGCACAAAACCCUGGGAAGCUCUCAGGAUCAAACUAUAUUUCAUCCAAACACAGACUGAUCAAAGUGGAAAACCAAGAGAAAAAUGGGAAAAAUCUUCUGAACAGGAUUCAGAGUGUGAAAAAGGAAGAAGAAAGUGGGAAAGCCAAACAGGACACGAUCAUCAUUGUGGAGGAUUAUGCAGAUCCUUAUGAUGCCAAGAAACGAGAGACAGGACAGAAUGAGGCAGAGCGGGUGGGGGAAAACGACGGCUACAUGGAGCCAUACGACGCACAGCAAAUGAUUACAGAAAUCCGAAGGCGAGGAUCAAAGGAUCCACUUGGGAAGCAAUCCCUGUUGUACGAUAGUCCCUAUGAACCAGGGGAAAUGGGACCAAAGACAGAAGCCCUCGGGAACUCUGCGUUAGAAAGGACGGGAAACCAGUGGCCAAUUGACAGCUGCCUGCCAGAGAACGAUGAACGACCUGCAGCAGAGUACGAACAGCCCUGGGAGUGGAAGACAGAACAAAUCGUAAAAGCACUUGCAGUCCAGUUUGACUCCGCAGAAAGAGGAUCCCCACCAAAAGAGGAAAAAGUCAAACACCAUAACAGGCACCCAAGCUGGACUCAGAAGGUCCCAAAGCAACAGAAUCCAGAGAGCAGUGAGAUAGGAGAGAAGGUGGAUCCAACCAUUCCUUUAGAAAAACAAGUCUGGUAUCACGGACCCAUCACCCGGAUGGAAGCAGAAUCUCGUCUGCAGGCCUGUAAGGAGGCCAGUUACUUGGUACGAAACAGUGAGUCAGGAAAUAGCAAGUAUUCACUUGCCUUAAAAACCAGCCAGGGAUGUGUCCACAUCAUAUUGGCCCAGACCAAAGACAAUAAAUAUACGCUGAAUCAGAACAGUGCUCUCUUCAACAGUAUCCCAGAGGUAGUGCAGUACUAUUGCACUGAGAAGCUUCCAUUCAAGGAUGCGGAGCACAUGACUCUCCUUUACCCUGUGCCAAACAAACAGCAAUAACUUGCACAGCCGUCUGUGAGGACAAUCUGCUGAACAGAGGACAUUCCAUCUGUUAGACCAUCAGUGGCCUCCCAACCAAUUCCAACUGACAGAGAGAGAGAGAGAGAGAGAAAAGCAAGGGGGAGGAGCAGAUGUUGCACAAUGUAGUUAAUAUGUAUGACAAAACAGCUUCCAAACUCACAAACAGGUACAAGAGGAGAAACAUGGUCACAUGCUGCACACUUACAGCCCUCCAUUGCAGUGGAAGCGAGUGACUCAAAGGACAUCACCGGAACUAGUCUUCUAACAGAGUGUAGUGGAAAUUGAUUGCAAGCAGAAUGUGGCCUGUUUUCCAGCCCAGUGAACAUCAGAUAGACUGGAGAGAGGUGAAUUGGGAAAGAGUAAAGGAAUGAGUGGGUCCAGGCUGUUUCACCCUGGGCUCUGCCUUUGUGUCUAGCUCAGAAUGAUGGGCUGAAGGUCUCCAUGUUCAGUUAACUGGCUGUGAAAUGAAUCUACAGCGCCCCCAAUCCGUCACUUUGGUCUCAGGACAGCAAUCUCAUUUGGAGGCCAGAGAACAGCUGAAACAAGGACUAAGAUCCCGUCACACAAAUACAAAUUUGGCAUUGGGUUCAAGCACUCUGACCAGCAUAAAGGGUGCUUUAUUCAGUCUGUAAAAUUUGCACUGGGCACAUUUGAAGGCACAGUGCAGGGGCCCUGGGCAUGUUUGAUGUGACAGUGUAGAGUGAGUGUACCUCUAUAUCUAACCCGUUGUUUCUUUAGUCUGUGUCUAACUUGUGCUGUCUCUGCCCUGGGAGUUAGUGACGUGUCAGUGUAGAGGGAGCUUUACCCUGUUUCUAACCUGUGCUAUCUCUGCCCUGGGAAUAUGUCAUGGGACAGUGUAGAGUAAGCUUUACUCUAUGUCGAACCCUGGGAGUGUGUGAUGGAGCAGUGUAGAAGGAGUUUUACCCCAUGUCUAACCUGCACAUCCCUUCCAUGGGAAUGUUUAAUUAGAAUAGUGUAAAGCUCCCUCUACACUAUCACAUCACAUACUAGUUUGUGUUGGGAAUGCUCUAAGCUUUCACUAGGAAGGAUUCUCAAUUGCCAGAAAUGUCAACUCUCACCUUAAAUAGCAAAACAAAUUGCAAAAAAAAAAUUGCCAAUUAACAGUUGUUGCUGCAUUUCACUGUACAAAUUGUUUUGAAGAACUUAACAUUGCAAGAGGCUAGAUUAACACAUGCACUGUCUUGUUCCUGAUGUGUUUUGCUCUCACUUAGAAAACACACCAUGUGUUAUUCUUGGUAACGACAAUCCUCGUAUCUGUGCAGAGUUCACACCUUCUGCUGAUGGGACGCGAUGGUGGGCAGUAACAGAUGGUGAGGUGUCUUUAUUGAAUUGUAUUCUGUGACAAACAGUGAUAAUGGGAUUUGUUUCACUGCUUCUGUUCCUGCAAUAUGUCUUAAUUAAAAAACAC
Messenger RNA from Pristis pectinata (smalltooth sawfish), 4028 nucleotides. Its product is annotated as SH2 domain-containing adapter protein E-like. NCBI's taxonomy places the organism in Eukaryota, Metazoa, Chordata, Chondrichthyes, Rhinopristiformes, Pristidae. Bases 635 to 2578 code for a protein of 647 amino acids. The transcript is spliced from 7 exons. Gene Ontology annotation, molecular function: phosphotyrosine residue binding. The record is from RefSeq and is a predicted model, not a curated record.